Rhineura floridana is the source of this 1127-nucleotide messenger RNA. Its product is annotated as apolipoprotein A-IV-like. Gene Ontology annotation, biological process: cholesterol biosynthetic process; triglyceride homeostasis; phospholipid efflux. NCBI's taxonomy places the organism in Eukaryota, Metazoa, Chordata, Lepidosauria, Squamata, Rhineuridae. The coding region runs from base 182 to 940 and encodes 252 amino acids. The transcript has 4 exons. The record is from RefSeq and is a predicted model, not a curated record. Gene Ontology annotation, cellular component: extracellular region; high-density lipoprotein particle; chylomicron. Gene Ontology annotation, molecular function: cholesterol binding; phosphatidylcholine-sterol O-acyltransferase activator activity; phospholipid binding.
CGGCCCUGGGAGGUGUUGAUGGGGUGGCACUCACGCAACCAGGCCUUCAGCUGUGAUAAGAGGAAAUCCCUGGGGCCUUAUCUCCUGCCAAUCCAACUAUAAAUACAGGCGCAGGCAGAGAAGGCGGCUACUCAAGAAGAACCAACGGCCUGCAGAGCUAGUGGCUUGGGUCGAUUCCACCAUGAAGCUUCUUGUUGUGUUCCUCAGCUUGGCCAUCGUCACAGGCUCCCAAGCCUCUUUUUUGAGUGAUGAACCUGCCAGGCCACGUCUGGAGCAGAUCCACGACACCAUCCGGGACUACCUUGCCAAGAUUUCCAAGACAACUACAGAGAACAUAGAUUCGAUCCGCAAUUCAGAGCUGGGCAAGGAGAUCAAUACCCGUAUCACCGAGAGCAUUGACAGUGCCAAAAGCUACCAGGCUGAACUGCAGAAGCAUCUCCCACUAGCGGCCCAAGAUGCGGUGCAGAAGUUGAUUGAGCAGCUGCAGGAGCUGGAUCAGACAGUGCAACCUUUCACAGACAACCUGAAUCAGAAGGUGCAGGGCAGCGUCACUAAGAUACACAAGCAUUUGGCCCCUUACGCCGAGGAGCUGCUGGAGCAGGCAGAACAACACACAGUGACCCUGCGCCAGACUCUGGCCUCUGGCACAGAGGACCUGACGCAGAAACUGCACCAGAAUGUGGAGGAACUUCGAACCCAGCUGGGGCCUCUUGCGGAGGACCUGAAGGCCAAAAUCCAACAGCAUAUCCAGGAUUUCCGCCAAGGUGUAGAGCCCUUAGCCCAGCAACUCCAGGGUAGCCUCAGUGAGGGGGUUCAGCAGGUCCACAAGAACUUGCACCCCUAUGCUGAAGACCUGCAGCAGAAGCUGGUUCCUCUUGCCGAGGACUUCCGGGGUCGUCUUAGCAACAUCUGGACCUCCUUACUGGAGCGGGUCCAGUGAAAAUCUGGCCCAGCAACCAAGGGGUGAGAGGUAGAAAGAUGAGGAAGCAGGGAGGCUGGUCUUUGUGCUGGAAAUCUUCUGGCAGGCACCUAGCACUGCUCGAAGCUCCUGCAGAAACGCAUUCCCUAACACCACAUGGUGCCUGUAAACAUCCCCUUCACGAGGCAAUAAAAUAUCUAAGCAUGAA